AUGAGAGGAUGGUUAUACAAUUUGGUUCUAUUGACAUUUAUUGUGAUAAUUAAUUCAGAUGAGAGGAGUGAUACAAUUGAAUGGAUUGACCAAAUAAGUGAAGUUAAUUUGACAAUUUCCUUGGUUACCAAUAUAACUGCAGUCGAUAUAAUCGUUUAUCCGGCUUUUUACUUUAUCCAUGAACAAUCAACAACAUCCAACUUGGAAUCUGAUUUAACCUCCAUGAAAAAUAAUCUCGUUUACAUGAAUAAAAUAUUAUCCAAGACAGGAAUGAUUUCAUAUGUCAGAGGAUUUUCCUAUGUGCCCAAAUUUCCGGAAUCUUUGGUCAAUGUAAGCCACAGAGAAUUCGAUCGUUGGGUUGAUUUUAAACUACGAGAUAUUUGGAAGGAUCAAAUUGAUGGUAUUACCAUUAUGGUUAUCGUUUUAUACAAUAGGCCUCGGUCACUUAAUGCCGUGAGGAUGAGAUUUUGUGAAGAAAAUAGAAUGCCGUUAUUCGUUUGGAGUUAUAAUCAAACAGGCAAACCAUAUUCGAUGGGAGAUGAUAUAUUGAUUUCAUUAUUCAACAUAAUCAGUUGUGGAAAAACAUGUAACUACGGUGGCGGUCCUGUUAAUUGUGAGGUUUUGGAGUAUGAUUCGUUUAUCAAUCAAAAACCCGAUCUGUUUAAAUGUAUUGGCGAAUAUCUGUACGAAAGAAACUAUACCUGUGGAAGGUCAAUUCCAGAAGAUGUGGCCUUGCCCGUUUGUGGAAAUGGCCUAAUAGAGGGUAAAGAGCAUUGUGAUUGCCUCGAAGUCGCUAAUUGUCCGGCAGAUUGUAAUUAUUUCACUUGUUCCAAGCAAUUGAUACAAGAUAAUUGGAUGAGUCGAUAUUAUGUUCUGAUCUAUUCGGCUUCGUUUAUUGCGGGAAUUGUACUUUUCUCCAGUAUGUUGAUAUUUUUUUACACUCGUAUUCCGUUGAAGAAAAACUCUAGCCUCUCUAUUGCUCUCGGAUCGUCUUUUACUGAGGCCAGAUUUGUAGUUCCACCUUCACAAAAUAAAACGAAACGUAAAAACUCACGAAUUCAAAGGAAACUUAAAAGUAGCAUUUUAACCGACCCCACGGUGAAAAAGUCCAAGUCCAAGAUAUUACCUGAUCUAUCACCCAAUAUUGACCUUUCGAUUCAGAAAAUUAAAUCGAUCACUGGACCAUCGAAAAGCAAAUUAAACCUGUCGAGUUCAAUUUAGACUCGAAAUCGUCUACGUUUGUUAAGAUUUUAGGUUAUAGUGAGAAAACUUUACCGAUGCUCGAAUUAAGUGACAAGGUACCGAAGAAAAGUUCAUCCGAAUUCUUGUCGCUGGGCAAAGGUGACCUGAAGAUUUCUAGUAAACUUUUGAGUACCAAGAGUAAAUUAACUCGA
Messenger RNA from Panonychus citri (citrus red mite), 1394 nucleotides. RefSeq lists its product as uncharacterized. The transcript has 2 exons. NCBI's taxonomy places the organism in Eukaryota, Metazoa, Arthropoda, Arachnida, Trombidiformes, Tetranychidae. Bases 1 to 1221 code for a protein of 406 amino acids. The record is from RefSeq and is a predicted model, not a curated record.